Sorghum bicolor (sorghum) is the source of this 684-nucleotide messenger RNA. RefSeq names its product E3 ubiquitin-protein ligase RNF13. Gene Ontology annotation, molecular function: ubiquitin protein ligase activity. The transcript has a single exon. Bases 1 to 684 code for a protein of 227 amino acids. NCBI's taxonomy places the organism in Eukaryota, Viridiplantae, Streptophyta, Magnoliopsida, Poales, Poaceae. Gene Ontology annotation, biological process: protein ubiquitination. The record is from RefSeq and is a predicted model, not a curated record.
AUGGCCACCUUCGUCUACAAAUACCCACGAGACGGCAAUGCCAUGCCACCACCUUGCAAACACGCGAACGCGAGCGAACAAGAAGGGAAGCCAAGAGCACGAGAGGGCGAGAGGAGGAGAGGCAAGACAAGAAGCAAGGAAGGGGAAGAGGAGCGAAGGAAGGAGAUGGCCGCCGACAUCGGCUAUUAUUGGCUGGUGGCCAUCCCCGUCCGCGUCGUGCUCGGCGUCGUCCUCGCCGUGAUCACCCUGGUCGUGAUCGUCGUCGUUGCCUUCAUCGUCUUCGUGUGCGCCACCAACUUCAGAGCGUGGUGGCGGUCCCCGCGGAUGCGCCUCCUCAGGCUCGGCGGCGUCACCACCCUGAGGCGGAGCCUGAGCUACCCCUGCACCAUCUGCCGCGACAGUAUGGAGGCCGGCGAGAAGGUCCGCACGCUCUCCUGCGACCAUGUCUUCCACUGUGGAGGCACCGUCAAGUGCGGGUUCGGCAUCGACGCAUGGCUUCUCGCUGGGGAUGCCAUGUCCUGGCAGUCCUGCCCAAACUGCCGCCAGGUUCCCCACCCCGUGCUGCCGUGGAAGCGGCCACCGCCAUCGUCGCCAGCGCCGUCUUCGCCGCAGACGUCAGACUCGGACUCGGAGGAGGAGUUGCUGUUUCCGUCGCACUGGUUCGACGAAACACUACCGGAGUAG